This is a messenger RNA of Nicotiana tabacum (common tobacco), 1228 nucleotides long. Lineage: Eukaryota; Viridiplantae; Streptophyta; Magnoliopsida; Solanales; Solanaceae. The record is from RefSeq and is a predicted model, not a curated record.
GUGUCCGGAACUAUUGAUUUUGGAGUUCUACGUGGCCUUACAAAUGCACUGAUAGCUGCAAAGAAGCCAGAUGAGGCUGUUCAAAUGCUUUUGGCAUCUCGCAAACGUCUAAAUGAAGAAAAAACUAUCGGUAGCAGUGAUGGAACCAAGAAGAGUGCAGUGAAAUCAAAGUCAGACGUUGACCCAAUUCAAGUUGACCUGCUUCUUGGAAAAUCAUACUCAGAAUGGGGUCGUGUCAGCGAUGCUGUGUCUGUAUAUAAUCAACUCAUUUCUACCUAUCCUGAUGACUUUAGGGGUUACUUAGCAAAGGGUAUUAUUUUGAAAGAGAACGGAAAUGUUGGUGAUGCUGAGAGAAUGUUUAUACAAGCAAGAUUCUUUGCACCAGAGAAUGCGAAGGCGCUUGUUGAUAAGUAUUCAAAGUGAUUACCGUUGAAUUGACCUCUGAUAUCCUGGCUGUUGGACUAUUUGAGAUGGCUCGAACAGUAGCUUGAAUUGUCCAACACCAGAGAAAGGUUAGUAGGCCAAGAAUUUGUGAAUUGUGAGAUUCUUCGGCAACUGAGAAGUAGUAACUGUAUGGCAGUUUUCGCAUCUGCUUCAGUUCUAAUUGCUGGGUACGCUACUGGAAUUGUAUAUUCAAGAUGUACUACUUGUGUACACAUAGGACAUUUCUGUUUGAAUAAUGUGGACGAUGGUCGAAAAGCGCUGUUUUGACAUUCUGUGUACACUGAGGUUGGGACUACCUCUUUUCCAUUUCUUCUUAUUAUUACUGUGUUGGUUUUUUUUUUAAAAUGAAAUACGCGAGGUCAGCACUCAGCAGCACCUUAGAUGAUACGUUCACGAUAUUGACGCAGUACUAACUGGGCUAAUUUGGUGUCCACCAGCCAAAAUCCUGCGGGGAUCCAAUGAAGGAAACAGAGCCAUCUACCCAAUCAGAUUGAAUUAAGGGAAAGCAAUAAUAGAAAGCAUUACCUGUUUGGCUCGGCAUGCCCGUAUCAUCGAUCAAGAAUAAGCUGGUCAAUGACUAGUGUGCAGUAUGGUUAACCUAUAAGCCUCGACGUUAUCUGGGCGUGGACAGAUAACUAUUCAUAAUUUCCUUUAACUACUUUAUUAUACAUAUUCUACUAUUCUGUUUCAAUUGCAGAGCCAUUUGGGAACUGCCAUUGGUAGCUUGAAACCAAAAUAAUGCAAUUUAAUUCUUUUAUUGAGCGCUAUCUGAUGAUUUUGGGAA